UACACGAACUAUAAAUCAAAAUACAUAGAACUUUUUGGAAUAGUUUUCUGGCGGAAGCGGGAACUUCAAAAACAAAUACGACCAAUCAAAAUAUUGAUGGGAGACAUGCUGGAAGCGGCGCCGCCACCAAAGGAGCUGCCGGGCAAGGCCAAGGCGCAGCCAAAGAGCGUGAUGCCCUCCAAGCCAAAAAAGGGCAGCGUACUCAGCGCCAUAGAGGACAUACAGCGCAUGUCACCGGAGGCGAUUUGUCUGGAGUUCGAUCGUCUGGUGGAGCACACAAAGCGCCACUUCAAGGAGGAACCGCAAAUGCCCUGCACGGGCGUCGCAACGCAGCUGCUGCGCUGCCUGCAGAAGCAUCGACAGCAGUCGUUCCAGUGCUUCGAUGCGAUGGACGAGUACCGGCAGUGCAUCGGCCUGGCCACCCAGGAGCAUAUCGAUCAGCUGGCCGAGGAGGAGCGGCAGCGGCAACAGCUGCCGGUCGCGACGCCCAAAGCGAUGCCGGCGCCAUACAUGCAGGCCAACUCCAAUGAGCGUAGCCCUCGCAACUGGUACAAGCCCUGGACCUGGGUGCGCUAGCUACUCAUUCAGCCGCCAUCUCUUCCCAUUAAAGUGCACCCAACUGCCCAAGACCAUACAAAUAGGUAUUAACAAAAUUGCAGGCAGCUGUGUUCUGCUUUGGAUGCAGCUGCCCAUUCGCCGUCUGCCCUCGGAUAAAUCCUUUUACUAAUUAAAAUGGCAACGACUUGACCAG
Drosophila novamexicana is the source of this 751-nucleotide messenger RNA. RefSeq lists its product as uncharacterized. The record is from RefSeq and is a predicted model, not a curated record. The transcript has 2 exons. NCBI's taxonomy places the organism in Eukaryota, Metazoa, Arthropoda, Insecta, Diptera, Drosophilidae. The coding region runs from base 97 to 576 and encodes 159 amino acids.